CAUGACGUUGAUGGCCACUGGGUGGGGCUGUUUCUACAUCUCACUGGCGUGUGGCGUGUUUUUUUCCACCUGCACUUCUCUGGAGUUUGACCGACGAAUAUGAACUAUACAGUAACACAUUAUUAACCACAUCGUUUACCCGAGGACCAGCUGCAGUGGACUAGACGUCCGGUAACACAACAUUCUACAAUGUUGUGUUAUUAGUCUGGUCUGGUGUGGUCUGCUAAUGGCUGCACAGCUGCGGGGGCUUUGGGUAAAAGGCUUACACACCUCUUAAGACAAUAAUGGUCGCCUGCGGAACAAAUGAGGUGGCGCUAAUACUAAUACUCCGUCAGCGACGCGGACCAGUGAGUGUCUGCUGUCCGGACUCAUCCGGCAAAAACACGUGGACUCAACAGCAGAUAUCCUGUUAAUUAAACAUGACCCGAGGGGAAUCACCAUGCACAGCUGACUCCUCUGCAGAGAGGCCGGCUGAGGCACCAUGAACUCUGUUGAGAUGUACUCAGUGGAUCUAAAAGACGCCUGUGGAUUAUACCAACGUUUGUAUUCUACUGGGAAAAUAAGGAUUCCUUCCUAAGGGCUGCACUUCAUCCGUCAGACUCCUGAUAUCCUCCCGUCUGGAUGACUCAGGGAGGAAUUGCCAAACACAAAGCAUGGCUCACCCCGCCACUCACUCCUCUGACCGGAGGGAGAUGACAAAUGGAGCGGGACACCCCCACUUCAACAACAACGGAGGUCAGGGCGGGGGUUCCCACAGCGCUGCGCGCUACAUGCUGAAGAAACAGCACCGCCACAGACACAGGUCCUCGUCACCGAUGGGCCGGGUCAUCCUCAUCAACGCGCCUCUUGAUGGUGACGACAGUGAAGACAUUCACACAGUGACAGUCGAUAAAAGUCCUGAUGGACGUCUGGGCUUCAGUGUCCGUGGAGGUUGUGAACAUGGACUUGGCAUAUUUGUCAGCAAGGUGGAGGACGACAGCUCUGCAGCGCAGGCUGGGCUGACUGUUGGCGAUAAGCUGGUGGAGGUGAACGCGGUCAGCCUGGAGAACAUCACCAUGAGCAGCGCCGUGAAGGUGUUGACGGGCAACAACAGGCUCCGGAUGGUGGUGAGACGGGUGGGCAAGAUCCCGGGCAUUCGCUACUCCAAAGAGAAGACCACAUGGGUGGAUCUCAUUCACCGGCGGAUGGUGGUGGAGGAGAAUGGACGAACGCCGUCAGAGGCCAGCACAGACAGCGCCCUCCGCAGGAUCGUGCAUCUCUUCACCACAUCGGACGACUACUGCCUGGGCUUCAACAUCCGAGGAGGGAAAGAGUUCGGACUGGGGAUUUAUGUUUCCAAGCUGGACCCCGGUGGGCUUGCGGAGCAGCAUGGCAUCAAAAUGGGCGAUCAGAUACUUGCAGCUAACGGGGUGAGCUUUGAACACAUCACCCACAGCAACGCAGUGGAGGUCCUGAAGAGCCACACCCAUGUGAUGUUGACCAUCAGGGAAGCUGGCAGAUACCCUGCAUACAAGGAGAUGGUGGCUGAAUACGGCUGGCUCGACAACUUGGCCAAUGGGGGCCCUGCACCAUCCUCCCACGGCUCAGACUCCAACUCGUCUGUGUCCUCCCUGUCCUCCAGCACCCCUCUCAGCUCCCUCAGUGGUCUCUCCCAAGUCCUUUUCCCUCCCGCCUUCGGCUUAGACAUGGUAGACGUCGCCAUCUCCACAGAGGACCGCUCCCGUCGUCCAAGCAGCGCCGAGCGGACUGCUGACACCGCCAUGCAGACUGACCCCCACCCUCCGAACCACGUGGAACAUCCCUCUCUUCAUAAUGGAUCGAACCCUGACAAGCUGGUGGGGACAGAGACCAGCCGGACUGUAGGUGCCACAGUGCUGCUGAAGGACACACUCAUACGUGGGAAAGGGGAAGGACCGAGGGAGAUGGGAGGAGCUGGGGAAGGAGGCAGGGCACGGACCAGGACCCUGUCUACUGGGGACCGGGAAUUAGUCAAACACUCACCUAAGACGGCUGCACUGAUGGACCUGAGCAGACCACGGAAACCCAUCAGACGUUCCCAGAGCCACGUCACCGUGUCAGAAGACAGGAAGAAGAAGAAGAAGCACCAGAAGGAGAAGAGCUCAGUAGAAGGUAAAAGCAGCCUGCAGCGCUCCAAAACCUUUGUCAACCUGUUAUUUAAGAAAGACCGGAAAGAGAAGAAUCGCUCCAGGUCACCGUCCCACCAUUCUGACAAAGGUAAGGAGCGGGGUCAUCCUUUCCAGCUCUUGACCUCCCCGAGAGAAUCCCGUGCUGGAGUUAAAGACCACAUCGCUCUGCCUCGUCCCGAGACCCUGCAGCACGUGGAGGACGUGGCAAAGAGACUUCUCAGCCACGAUGAGGUGGUGGCUGUGAUGAGACACUGUCGGAGGUUUUUGUCCGACAAUGUGAUUGAGGAUUUAGUGCGCCCCCUCUUGGCCAUCUUGGACAGACCAGAGAAACUGCUACUUCUCAGAGAAAUAAGAAUGCUGAUACCUACGACUGUGCUGGCUCACUUUGACAGCAUGGUCAUUCCCUUUGAGUUGGAGGCGUAUGACACACUCAAGAGUCGCUCGAUGCGUUCUCCAGCUCUACACUCCCCUCGCAGUGGAACCCCUCGACGUCACCUCAUCACCCCAAUCCCAGACUACAGGGGAAGGUUCCACCUCCAGUCUGUUCAAAACCCCCUGGGAGAGAGUCAGCUGAUUGAGGAGUUGGAGAGACUGCGUUUGUCUGGACGCCAGUCAGGACAUCUGUCUCCGGCCCAGGUCUUCACCCCUCUGCUGGAUGUACCUGUGGACAGCUACUCUGUCUCCAGUGCGCGCUCUCGCUCCCGGAGUCCCUCAUCCACGCACAGCUUCCUCCUCACGGAAUCACCGCACAGCACCCAUCGCGGUCGCCAUCCCCACCGCUCCCCAAACAGAAGAGAGAACGGAGCGUCACAGUUUGACGAUUCCUCACUGUUGUCUGUGUACGAUCGGAAAAAAGAAGCGGCUCCUGAACGAGGGAGGUCGCCCGUGAGGAACGGACACGGGGGAGAAAGGAGGGAGGCGAGUCCCGACAGCGUGGAUGGCAGACGGCAGAGCGGGCUGCAGGACGGCUUCACAGAGGUCAGCGUGCGUGUGCCCUCACAGCGAAGAGGCAGAACGCCUCUAGCUGAUGUGUUUGAGCCCUCAAGAGACAGCAGCAGAGGGAGCAGUCCACAGGUAUACAGACACUCACAAACGUUUGGAGUGAAAAGAGGAGCAACUCCACCACCAGAGGAAUACAAAAUCAGCACUUUGACCAUCUCAAAGGCCAAGCAGUCACUGGGCAUCAGUAUCUCUGGAGGGAUCGAGUCCAGGAUCCAGCCCAUGAUAAAGAUUGAGAAGAUUUUCCCAGGAGGAGCAGCGGCGACAAAUGAAGCUCUGAAGGCAGGAUAUGAGCUGUUGUCCGUGGACGGGGAGAGUCUUCAGGGAGUGACUCAUCAACACGCGGUGGGCGUGAUUCGCCGUGCGUUCGGCAACAAAGCCAAAGACCCCAUGGUUUUUGUGGUCAAGGUCCCGACCAACCCCUGACAGCCGCUGGACACCUGCUGACUAACUUCGCUGAGGCCUCACAGCGAGACUGCGGCUCAGGCACGACGGACACCAAAAUGUGCAACUCCUGCGGAGAAGAAACUGUAAGAAUCCACUCCAGGAUAACAAGGAUAGAGCUCUGGAUGUGAAUGGAAGCACAGAGGUUGUGACAGGAAGGGCAAAAUACAUGUACUUUGUUGAACCUGUAUGUUUCCAGAGGUUCACUGUGUAAUAAUUAGUGACGUGUGAUGGUGACAGUAUAACAAACAAAGGCGUUUCCCAAGCAUGUCAGGGAUCCACGGUGGCCUUUGUGAUGGCAUUGUCCGUCUUCAUUUGUGUCAUAAACUUCUGCUUCAUGUCACGAAACACGCACUCCGGCUAAAUGAACACAUAAAAUGCUUCUUCUAAAGGCAAAAAAAAACAAAUUUAUACACUUAUAAAGAAAUACACAUGUGUAGAAUAAUCAAUUUCUGCCAAUAAAUGCUCCACACUGGACCUUCACGAGUACUGCAGGAUCAGGAUAUCAAUAACUAUCAAUAAGAAGAUAUAGUGUUGCGCCCAUUUUCUCCACGUUUGUAACUUUUAUAACUGAAAAUGAAGUUGUGUUUUCUACAGGUCUUUCAUGAGAAGAUCCCGUGGUCCCUGAGCUCGUCCUCAGUGGAAUCUGUGCCACUGUUUGACACCCAGCAAACCCCUCGCCCGUGACCUCUGAGCAGUCAGUGGUCUGCACAUUUCAGCUUGAGUUUUCUGCCCUGCCAGAGGGAGAUUACUCCAGCCUGCGUUAUGAGAUUUUUUUUUAGAUUUAUACCCAGAUUAAACCCCUGUAUAAUGUCAAAACUGAUAGUUUUGGUUUUUAGCGAAUGUCUGGGGGGGAUUAUUCCAAAUUGCUGCUCCGUAAUUUUUGUGCUGUAUUUUUCUGGCAUAAGUGCUCGUGCUCUGGAGCAAUCCGCCACUUUAGAGGCUUAAUUACACCCUGCUGUGGGCUGAGCUUAUGCAGACAUGUGGAGGAGUUGGAAAAACAUGUCAAUGAGAAAUGCAGGAUGUGGACGUCAGUGGCACCAUUUGAAUUAAAGUAGGCUGGGGAGAUAUGAGCGGCGAGGUAACUGGAAUGUAUUAUGCGCAGUGCCUUACUUCUGCACACGGCCAGUGUGUGUGUGUGUGUGGGGGUUAAUGUUGAUAAAAUGAAGAGACUGAAACUAAACAAUGCAAUUAAAGACAACACUGAGAUCGUCUUUUA
Messenger RNA from Solea solea (common sole), 4809 nucleotides. RefSeq names its product PDZ domain containing 7a (gene pdzd7a). Bases 654 to 3572 code for a protein of 972 amino acids. Gene Ontology annotation, cellular component: stereocilia ankle link complex; stereocilium tip; plasma membrane. Gene Ontology annotation, molecular function: protein binding. The record is from RefSeq and is a predicted model, not a curated record. Lineage: Eukaryota; Metazoa; Chordata; Actinopteri; Pleuronectiformes; Soleidae. Gene Ontology annotation, biological process: sensory perception of sound; auditory receptor cell stereocilium organization. The transcript has 17 exons.